AUGACGGUGGCUCGAACAGCGACAACUUUGUUAUUCAUCGUAUGCUCAUGCAUGAGCUCCACAGAGGCACAACGUGAAUAUGUGUAUACUCUGAAUACAACAUUCAAAAUCAAUGUUUUCAUUCCGUAUUAUACACAGUAUGGAAUGGACUUGAUGGCGCUGGAAAAUAAUGAUAUAGCUGUUAGCAAUACAAGCUUUAUUGUCUUCAAUUUAACAAAUGGAAUUCUUACAUCACCCGUAGAUGGUGCGAAUUAUUAUCUGAAAAAUCAAACUGGCGUAGAAUUUCCAUCGUACGUGCUUAAGCGAGGAAAGACCGAAUCGACAAGUGAUGUCUCUUUAUUCCGCUCAACCCCAGUGCAAACAUGGGUUGGCAGACAUAUUGGUCCUAAUAUCACUAUGACAGAACAGCCCGGUGCUGAUAACCUGUGGAUUGCUUGUAUGAAUCCUCAGGGUAUCUAUGUUAUCGGAUGGGAUCCAGAUUCUACACAUCAACCACCUAAAAGAUGCGUGAAUUACGCGAAAUACAAUCCUGGUGUUCUUUUACAUGUAGCUGACAAAUAA
Molecule: messenger RNA, 561 nt
Organism: Adineta ricciae
Lineage: Eukaryota; Metazoa; Rotifera; Eurotatoria; Adinetida; Adinetidae
Source: the annotation of a GenBank genome assembly